AUGCCACCGACCGAGUCAAAUACGGGAAAGGAAUCCGUGAUGCAGCCAGGUACCAUGAAUGAGAAGUCAUCUUUACGACUGGAAGAAACUUUUCCGCCUCCACCUCCUAACCUCGAAGCCUAUGUCGUUGAAUUCAAUGGCCCCGAUGACCCGACACAUCCUUACAACUGGAGACUAUCUGCCAAGCUUUUUCCCGCUAUAUUAGUCUGUUCAGGGACAUUCAUCGUAUCAUUAACAAGCGCCAUCUUCGCCCCGGGGAUCGACAAAGCCAGCGCAGAAUUCAAUGUCAGUUCAGAAGUCGGAUCACUUGGCACAUCUCUAUACGUCCUUGGCUUUGCAUGUGGGCCUCUAAUAUGGGCUCCCGCCUCCGAGCUACGUGGAAGGAAAUGGCCUUUAACCAUCGCCAUGCUUGGCGGAGGCAUUUUCACAAUCGCGUCAGCCGUAGCCAAAGAUAUACAGACACUGAUAAUCUGUCGCUUCUUCGCUGGGAUGUGUGGUGCGAGUCAGCUCACUGUUGUUCCCGGCGUCCUGGCAGAUGUCUUCGAUAACACAUAUCGGGGGAUGGCUAUCUCGCUGUAUGCUUUGACAGUAUUUGUUGGUCCAUUCACAGCGCCUUUUCUCGGUGGAUUCAUUACAGCGAGCUACCUGGGAUGGCGAUGGACGCUUUAUCUACCGGCCAUUCUGAGCUUUGUUAAUGGGUGUAUUUCGGUUUUCUUUCUUCGUGAAACCUAUGCCCCUUGUUUGCUUGUUGCGAAAGCGGCUUAUUUACGCCAGCAGACUGCCAACUGGGCGAUUCAUGCCAAGCACGAGAAGAUUGAGGUGGACUUGAUGCAGCUUGUGGAGAAGUACUUUACGCGGCCGUUGAAGAUGCUGACCACCGAGCCGAUUAUUCUUCUUGUCUCCCUCUACAUGUCCUUUAUCUAUGGGCUAGUGUAUGCGCUUCUGGAGGCUUAUCCUUAUGUCUUUCAGCAUACAUAUGGGAUGAACAUCGGAGUGGAUGGACUGCCAUUCAUCGGCUUGAUCAUAGGUCAGCUCAUUGCUUGCUCUUUCAUCAUUUCCCAGCAGGGGACCUAUGCACGAAAGCUAGCCGAGAACAAGAAUGUCCCUGUGCCUGAAUGGCGACUAACUCCCACUAUACUUGGGGCUCCAGUAUUUACAAUUGGAAUUUUCUGGUUCGGCUGGACGAGCUUUACUCCUGCAAUUCACUGGGCUGUUCCCACUGCAGCGGGAGUUUUCAUUGGAUUUGGAGUUCUGUGCGUCUUUCUUCCGUGCUUCAAUUACCUGGUCGACUCUUAUAUUUCACUCGCCGCGUCUGCUGUUGCCGCCAACAUUAUACUGCGCUCAUCGGUCGCUGCAGGCUUUCCGCUAUUCACCAAGCAAAUGUUUGAGAACAUGGGAAUUCAGUGGGCUUGCACGCUACUUGGAUGCUUAGCCGCGGUCAUGAUUCCAAUUCCUCUUGUGUUCAGAGCCUAUGGGCCAUCCUUGCGAGGGAAGAGCAAGCUCUUUCAGUAA
This is a messenger RNA of Penicillium longicatenatum, 1512 nucleotides long. RefSeq names its product MFS transporter. The coding region runs from base 1 to 1512 and encodes 503 amino acids. The record is from RefSeq and is a predicted model, not a curated record. Gene Ontology annotation, biological process: transmembrane transport. Gene Ontology annotation, molecular function: transmembrane transporter activity. NCBI's taxonomy places the organism in Eukaryota, Fungi, Ascomycota, Eurotiomycetes, Eurotiales, Aspergillaceae. The transcript has 4 exons.